GCGGCACUUUUCACAUGUCUUACUACUUGUACUACUGCGGAGAUCAUUCUCAAAGCUUCACUGUGCAAGUAGAUCGCACGUUACGGUCAAAUGGAGGUGAAUACCUAAAAGUUUAGCUUUUGUACAUCUUCCUCCAAAGUUCUCAUCGUUUGCAGCGAACUUUCGGAAUCUUUAGUAGCUUAUCGCCGUUGUUUUUAUAGAGUCUGAAUGAAGAGGGUAAAGGCAGAGAUGGGCCUGCGCCGGCGCCGGUAGUGAUAGGCGGCAUGGUUUUGGAUAUAAAUUGCAGUCCUUCGGUUGAUGCUAAUAGAGGGACAACCACUCCUGGCAAGGUUUGACUUCUUAGUUCUUUCAUCUGGGGUUCUUCUUUGUUCGGUUGUACGUACCUUGCACAAAGACAGUUGUUUUUCCGAACAUAAUGAAUAAUGCUACAGAAGUUUAAUGCCCGGCUUAUGCUAAGCUUAUCUAAAUGAGAUUGCUGAUAGAAGGGCUUAAAUCCCACGCCCACGCAGUAAAAACUGGUUUUACAAUGCCGAUUUUUACAACUAACCAACUUAUUCAUCUGUAUUCUGAGCACGGUCUAGCCCGGGAAGCUCAUAAUCUGUUCGAAGAAAUGCCAGAACGAAACAUCUUUUCCUGGAAUGCCAUUAUAAAUACCCACGUAAAGGCCCAAAACAUUGUGGGUGCACAUAAACUUUUUUAUGCCGCUCCUCAGAAAGAUUCUGUAACGUACAAUUCAUUGCUUUCUGGUUAUGUAAACUACAAUGAGUUUGAAAACCAAGCGGUUGACGUAUUUCGUGCAAUGCAGUAUGAGAGUGAUAAAGCCCGAAUAGAUGAAUUUAGUCUAACAUUGAUGCUUGGUCUGACAGCAAAAUUGGGUGUUCUGUCUUAUGGAAAGCAGCUGCAUUCGUAUAUGUUAAAGACAAGUAAUGACAUUAGUUUUUUUUCAGUUAGCUCUCUCAUCAAUAUGUAUUCGAAAUGCGGAUCAUUUGAAGAUGCAUGUGCAGUGUUCAGUGUAUGUGAUUGUUAUGCCGUGGAUUCGGUCUCAAAGAAUGCACUGGUGGCAGCUUGCCUCAGAGAAGGACAACUUGAGACGGCUCAGAAAGUGUUUUGGAGCAACCCAGAUUUGAACGAUUCUAUAUCUUGGAAUACAAUGAUUUCAGGAUAUGCUCAUAAUGGAUAUGAAAAGGACGCAAUCCGAUUAUUCAAGCUGAUGGCAGAAGAGCAGGGCCUUCAAUGGAAUGAACACAGUUACGCUAGUCUUUUGAUUGCUUGUGCUAGUCUCAGGAAUUUGAACUUGGGAAAGGAGAUUCAUGCCUGGGUUAUAAAGAAAGGGUUAGUUUCAAAUCCAUUUAUAAGUAGUGGCAUUGUUGAUGUUUAUUGCAGGUGCAGUAAUAUGAGAUAUGCUGAGUCUGUUCACAAUACUAUCGAGGGAAAUAAUCCUUUUUCCAUUACGUCAUUGAUAGUCGGAUAUUCCACAGAGGGUAACAUGUUAGCAGCUAGACGGCUCUUCGAUUCUUCGGCUGAGAAGAAUCCUGUGGUAUGGACCGCUAUAAUGUCUGGUUAUCUGAGAUCUAAGCAAUGUAUUGAAGUUUUUCAGCUUUUUAAGGAAUUUAUGAAGAAGGAUGCCAAACUAGUCCCUGAAGCUCUAAUUCUUGUCAACCUGCUUGGUGCUUAUGCAGUGUGUGCAGCUUUAGAUCCCGGAAAGCAAACCCAUGCAUAUUUAUUAAGAAUUGGAGUUAUGGUGGACGAGAAACUAGCAAACAGUUUGGUUGAUAUGUAUUCAAAAUGUGGAAGCGUAUUGUAUGCAGAGAAUAUAUUCCAACAGUUUGAAAGAAAAGAUUCCAUCUUAUACAACACGAUGAUAUCUGGCUAUGCUCACCAUGGUCAUGAUAAUGAAGCCCUUCUACUUUUCAGAAAAAUGAAGGAUAGAGGCUUCCAACCAGAUGCAGUGACCUUCCUUGCUAUUCUUUCCAUGUGCCGUCACAUGGGCUUAAUAAAAAAAGGGGAAGAGUUUUUCAAUUCAAUGACAACAGACUAUAACAUCUCACCGGAUAUUGAGCACUAUUCAUGUAUGAUUGAUUUGUACGGAAGGGGUAAUCAGCUUGAUAAGGCAGUGGGAAUUGUGGAAAAGAUUCCCUGUAAACCAGAUGCUGCUGUUUUGGGUGCGUUCGUGAAUGCUUGCAAGAUGAACAGGAACACAGAACUUGCAAAAACAGCAGAGGAGGCACUAUUGCAUAUUGAGGGGGAGAGUGGGGCGAGAUAUGUGCAAUUGGCUAGUAUAUAUGCCUUAGAUGGGAAGUGGAGUGAAAUGGGAAAGUUGAUGAAGAUGAUGAGAGGAAAGGCAGUGAAGAAACUUGUUGGUUGUAGUUGGGUACACAUGGGAAGCAAAGUUCAUACAUUUACUUCUGCUGAUAGAUCUCACUCGGAAACAGAGGCCAUAUUUUGUAUCUUGGAGUGUUUGUCCCUAGAAUUAAACGAUGUACCUUCGAUAUUACUACUUGAAUGAUGAAGCUUCAAACACACUCUGAUCUCAUUACUAUGCUAGCCUGCUAGAUCGUCUACACAUUGGGUGGUGUGGCAAGGAAUAUAGCUGAGUGCAUGUCAAAGCUUGGAGCAAAGCCAUACUUAAUAAGUGCUGUAGGAUCUGACAUGGCAGGAAAUUUGCUAUUGGAACACUGGAAACUGGCAGGAUUAUCUAUAGAAGGUAUUCUUAGACAUCAUAGUAUUGAGACUCCGUCAGUUUGUCACAUUUAUGAUAGUAAAGGAGAAGUGGCCGCCGGUGUUGCUAACGUUGAAGCUGUUGAGAAACAUCUCACAGCCACAUGGAUACUGAACUUCAAACCCAACAUUUUGUCUGCCCCAGUUUUACUUCUUGAUGCAAACUUGAAUUCUUCUGCUCUGGAAGCAUCUUGUCAACUUGCAGCUGAAUGUAAUACUCCAGUAUGGUUUGAGCCUGUCUCAGUUGUGAAAUCUAGAAGAAUUGCUUCCAUUGUCAAUCAUAUUACUUUUGCAUCACCAAAUGAAGAUGAACUUAUUGCCAUGGGAAACGCAGUCUCUGGUGCUGAGAAAUUCCAUCCAAUUAAAAAGGGUUGCCCGCCUUUAUCAAUAGAAACUAUGUUUCAAAUGCUUAAACCUGCAAUUUCAGUCCUACUGCACAAAGGCAUCAAAGUAUUGAUUGUGACUAUUGGAUCGAAAGGUGCAUUUUUAUGCUUCAGGGGGAUGAUGGGCAGCAUCAAGAAACUUGUUGAUUUGAAAAGAAACCAAACUCCAUGCUUUAGCAAAGAAUUAAUUGAAGCAGUGAUAUCAAAGUGCCCCCAUAACCAUAUCUUUAAUUCUUUUAAACCCAAGUCAAGGUCCAAUAUGUGUGCUGUGUAUUAUCCGGCACUUUCUACAACAUCAGUGGCAAGACUUACAGGAGCAGGUGAUUGCUUGGUUGGUGGGACCCUCGCAUCAUGGUGUGCUGGUUUAGAUUUCAUGCAAUGUUUAGCAGUUGGGAUUGCAGCUGCUAAAGCUGCUGUGGAAGUGGAUGCCAACGUUCCACUAGAGUAUUCAUUAGCUAAACUUGCAGUUGAUGCGGGGAUUGUAUACGCUGGUGCCAGACCAAUCUUCUGCCCUUCCAUGCUGUAGGUUGCAGCUGAAGAGCAUUUUAGCUUAUGUUGGAAACCAGUAUACUAGUGAAAUAUUGUCAAGUAUAUUAGUCAAAUGUUGUCUCGUAACCAAGCAAUAAGGAUUAAGACUUCAGGUUUUAAGGCUCAUUGUUAAAUUCUCUUAGAGUUAUUGGAGGUCAAGCACGUCCUAGGUGGCAUGCACCUCAAGACCUAACUUUCGGGGCAUGCGAUGAACACAAGAAAAAAAGAAUGAAGCCUAGGGCCGAGAUCACUAUAUCGAAGGUGAGAAUUCCCAGGUGAAGGGAUGGCUCUCCAUUUACAGGUCUUAGGAGGAAAGCCUUGUGUAUGUAUGAAUAGGAUACCACCGGCAAGCAACAGAUCCUUCAUCUUUAAGAGGAUGCGACCUGUACACAAGAAUAUUGAUAGACCCCUUAUCCUCCAAAACAAGAGAUCAUUAACCUGCCAUUGUUUUAAAGCUAGAGAUUAUUCAUAGAGAUUGUUUUAACAAGAGAGCUAAGUUAUUUUGAGCAAAGUUAUUUAUAGUGUUAAAUAAAUGUCCC
Molecule: messenger RNA, 4168 nt
Organism: Cuscuta epithymum
Lineage: Eukaryota; Viridiplantae; Streptophyta; Magnoliopsida; Solanales; Convolvulaceae
Source: the annotation of a GenBank genome assembly